GAGACUCUUGUGGUGAUUCUUCCAUUGAUCCGUUCUUGGAUUCGUUCGUCUUGUGUAUUUUCCCGAGCCUUUGUCUUCCCUGUAAUAUCUGCGUUCGUGGGAAUGACGAUCGAUCGCCACUCCUUUCAUUUUGUGAAGUACGGCGGUCAGAUAUGAUUGUUUCUGUCUCAAUUUGUUCCUGCUCACCAGCUAGUUUGACACCAUGGUCUCAUUUGAGAUGAAUGAUCUGAAAAAAAUUGGGCUGGGCUUGACGGGGUUUGGGAUAUUUUUCUCAAUCCUAGGAAUCAUCUUUUUCUUCGAUAAGGGACUUCUGGCUAUGGGGAAUAUUCUCUUUCUGUCAGGCGUGAUGCUGACCAUUGGGCUGAAAUCCACGAUGCAGUUUUUCACUAAGCCUAAGAAUUUCAAGGGUACAAUUUCAUUUGGAUCUGGCUUCACUUUAGUGCUUAUUGGAUGGCCUGUCAUUGGCAUGAUCUUGGAAUCGUAUGGAUUCAUCAUUCUCUUCCGUGGCUUUUGGUCAACACUAGCGAUAUUUUCACAAAGGAUCCCUAUAAUUGGCUGGUUACUCCAACAGCCAUUUGUAUCAUCGUCAUUCUGCAUUUUUCAUCUCUUGUUUUGCAGUUCUUUAAUCGCUACAGAGGCAAUAGAGUCCCGGUAUAAUUGGUCAACAAAUUUUUUUGUAGAUGCAUGCCCAACAUAUUGAAGUUCUAUGUGCAUAGCAGUCAACUAAAGCUCCAGACUGGCGAUUUUACUUUUUCAUUCUUGUGUUGGAUUAAAGGUUUGAAAUUGUUGUCAGAUAAUUGAUAUCUUGAUUAGGUUAAUUACUCGAUCCCUGUAAUAUAGCCUUUCCCUUGGAUGUCAUGAGCCUGUAGAUAUAGAUCUCUUACCUCCUGCUGAUCACCGAAUUGGUUAAUUGAGAAGAAAACCUCAUACUUUUGAUCAAA
Musa acuminata AAA Group (dessert banana) is the source of this 941-nucleotide messenger RNA. Its product is annotated as vesicle transport protein GOT1. Gene Ontology annotation, biological process: endoplasmic reticulum to Golgi vesicle-mediated transport; retrograde transport, endosome to Golgi. The transcript has 7 exons. NCBI's taxonomy places the organism in Eukaryota, Viridiplantae, Streptophyta, Magnoliopsida, Zingiberales, Musaceae. The record is from RefSeq and is a predicted model, not a curated record. The coding region runs from base 203 to 700 and encodes 165 amino acids.